Messenger RNA from Corvus hawaiiensis (hawaiian crow), 4947 nucleotides. RefSeq names its product midline 2 (gene MID2). Gene Ontology annotation, molecular function: zinc ion binding; protein binding. The coding region runs from base 319 to 2382 and encodes 687 amino acids. The record is from RefSeq and is a predicted model, not a curated record. Lineage: Eukaryota; Metazoa; Chordata; Aves; Passeriformes; Corvidae. The transcript has 10 exons.
CUGGGCCUGGGGCUGCUGGCUGUGGUGGGAUGAGGCUGGGCUGGAGCUGCACUGCAGGCGGUGGCUGAGGAAGAGGGGAAGGAUGCGGAGCCACAGGGUGCGCCUGGAGAAGGGCUCAGAUCAAAAGACUGCUGUCAUGUGUGGUCUGGCAGGAGCCAGCUGGGAGCAGGGCUGCUUUCAGGAGCUGCUGGUGCAGACAUGAGUGCUGGGUCUGCUCGCCUGCCGUAUAGCAUCAGCUGGAGAGCACAGAGCUGCAGGAGAGGUUCCUGACUGCCUUCCCUGGUUUUUGAUGCUGAAUCAGGAUUGUGUUAACUAAAGAUGGAAACACUGGAGUCAGAAUUGACCUGCCCAAUCUGUCUGGAGUUAUUCGAGGACCCCCUCCUGCUACCCUGUGCCCACAGCCUUUGCUUCAGCUGUGCCCACCGCAUCCUGGUGUCCAGCUGCUCCUCCAGCGAGUCCAUCGAGCCCAUCACUGCUUUCCAGUGCCCCACCUGCCGCUAUGUCAUCUCCCUCAACCACCGGGGCCUGGAGGGCCUCAAGAGGAAUGUGACGCUGCAGAACAUCAUCGACCGCUUCCAGAAGGCGUCCCUGAGCGGCCCCAACUCCCCCAGCGAGAGCCGCCGUGAGAGGACCUAUCGCAACAGCCCUACCAUGUCUGUGGCCGGCGAGAGGAUCGCCUGCCAGUUCUGUGAGCAGGAUCCGCCCCGCGACGCCGUCAAGACCUGCAUCACCUGCGAGGUGUCCUACUGUGACCGCUGUCUGCGGGCCACGCACCCCAACAAGAAGCCCUUCACCAGCCACCGGCUGGUGGAGCCGGUGCCCGACGCGCACUUCCGCGGACUCACGUGCCUGGAGCACGAGAACGAGAAGGUGAACAUGUACUGUGUUGCUGAUGACCAGCUCAUCUGUGCCUUAUGUAAACUGGUGGGCCGCCACCGGGACCACCAAGUGGCAUCGCUCAGCGAUCGCUUCGAGAAGCUGAAGCAAACCCUGGAGACAAAUCUCACCAACCUGGUUAAACGCAACAGCGAACUGGAAAACCAGAUGGCCAAGCUGAUACAGAUCUGCCAGCAAGUGGAGGUGAACACAGCCAUGCACGAGGCCAAGCUGAUGGAGGAGUGUGAUGAGCUGAUGGAGAUCAUCCGCCAGCGCAAGCAGGUCAUCGCCGUCAAGAUCAAGGAGACGAAGGUGAUGAAGCUGCGGAAGCUGGCCCAGCAGGUUGCCAACUGCCGGCAGUGCCUGGAGCGCUCCACGGUCCUCAUCAACCAAGCCGAGCACAUCCUGAAGGAGAACGACCACGCACGGUUCCUGCAGACUGCCAGGAACGUGGCCGAGAGGGUCGCCAUGGCAACUGCAUCCUCGCAAGUCCUGAUACCAGAUAUCAAUUUUAAUGAUGCCUUUGAAAACUUUGCUUUAGAUUUUUCCAGAGAGAAGAAGCUGCUGGAGGGGCUGGAUUAUCUAACAGCACCGAACCCGCCGUCAGUCCGUGAGGAGCUCUGCACGGCCUCCCACGACACCAUCACCGUGCACUGGAUCUCAGAGGACGAGUUCAGCGUCAGCUCCUACGAGCUCCAGUACACCAUCUUCACCGGCCAGGCCAACUUCAUCAGUCUCUACAACUCCAUGGACAGCUGGAUGAUCGUCCCCAACAUCAAGCAGAACCACUACACAGUGCAUGGGCUCCAGAGUGGCACCCGCUACAUCUUCCUGGUGAAGGCCAUCAACCAGGCGGGCAGCCGGAACAGUGAGCCCGCCCGCCUCAAGACCAACAGUCAGCCAUUCAAGCUGGACCCCAAGAUGGCUCACAAGAAGCUGAAGAUCUCCAAUGAUGGGCUGCAGAUGGAGAAGGACGAGAGCUCCUUGAAGAAGAGCCACACGCCGGAGAGGUUCAGCGGGACAGGCUGCUACGGCGCGGCCGGCAACGUCUUCAUCGACAGUGGCUGCCACUACUGGGAGGUGGUGGUGGGAUCCUCCACCUGGUAUGCCAUCGGCGUGGCUUACAAGUCAGCCCCCAAAAAUGAGUGGAUUGGGAAGAACUCCUCUUCUUGGGUCUUCUCCCGCUGCAACAACAACUUUGUGGUGCGGCACAACAACAAGGAGAUGCUGGUGGAGGUGCACCCACAGAUGAAGCGCCUCGGGGUCCUCCUGGACUACGACAACAACGCGCUCUCCUUCUACGACCCGGCCAACUCCCUCCACCUCCACACCUUCGAGGUCUCCUUCAUCCUGCCAGUGUGUCCCACCUUCACCAUCUGGAACAAAUCCCUGAUGAUCCUCUCGGGGCUGCCCGCCCCGGAUUUCAUCGAUUACCCCGAGCAGCAGGAGUGUAACUGCCGGCCCCAGGAGUCCCCAUACGUGUCAGGAAUGAAAGCCUGUCACUAGGCUGCGCAGGCCUGCCCGUGCCCCGUGGCAGCACUGGCCGUGCUGGCGGGUGCCGGUGGCCGGAGCUGCCUGCUGGCAGCCGUGCUGGAGAGCCGCUGUGGCGCCCGAGCGAUCGAGCACCAUCCGCACCCAGCUCCAUCUUAUUUUAAUGGAAAAGUGGAAGAACCUCAAACCACGGCUGGGAAUGAACUGCUGUUGGUGAGCUCCAGAGUGCACAAGAGUGGCUGGAGCAGCUCCUUGGCGGUGGCUCCCAUCACUCCCUGAGAAGAUUGUCACCUGGAUGGUUCUUCCCUUGGGGGCUGGAAAGGCUGGGGCAGGUGUCAGGGUGACCUGAGGUGCCGUGGUGGUCAGGGAAUGGCUCAUGCGUGCCAUGAGGUGCAGGUUGGGACAGGAGGGUUGGGCUCUGGAGCCCGCUGACAGCUGAGUGACAGCUCAGAGCACUGAGCAGCACUUUCCAGGGAGGACUUUGCGUGUGGCUGAGGCUCGGUAGCUUCCCUGGUGGGGUGGAUAAGGCCUGGUGCCCUCGGGCUCGGCGAGCACUGGGUGGUUGUGUGGUGGGUGGUGGUCCCGUGGUGGUCCCAUGGAGGUCUGUGGGAGUGAAGAUGGCACUGAGUGUGUUCUGAGUGGCUGUCCAUGCUGUAGAUGGCAUAGUCCUGAUGCAUUUUCGGGGUCUUGCAGUGGAGAGCCAUGGACCCCCACGCCACCACCUCCUCCUUUGAGAGCUGCAUCCUUGAGGAGCUCUAGCCCCUGGCGCAGAGGUUUUGCAGCUGCUCCUUCCCAGUAUGGGAUCUGGCCAGCAGUGCCCUGCUCCACAUAGGCCUCCAUUAGUGUCCUGCCUGGUGUCCCAGCAGCAAAAACUCAUCUUCCUGCUCUGAGCCUGCGGUAGAGUCCUGCUCAAAGACCACCUCUAUGCUCUAUGACCCAAAAUCUCAAUUUAUGACCCCAAAUCUUGACUUCUGGUUUGUUCUCCACCAUGCCAGGGGGUUGGACUGGGUGCAUUUUAAAGAUCCCUUCCAGCCCAAAUUAUUCCGUGGUUCUGUGGAGGUGUGGGUGUGGAGCCAUCCUAUUUACUCUGGGGCAAAGGACUGAGUCUGUCCCCGAGGCUCCUGGUUACUGCGAGCUCUUUGGCUGUCACCAGUAUUCCCAGUAACCACCAGCAUCAAGCCCUCUGGCCAAGCUCCAGUGUCUGGAUUUAUUUGAGAGGCCAGGAGGAGCUGGGCUGGCACACAAUCCCUGUGUCACAGUGGGGGCCUGCGGCACGGUUUGGGGCCAGUGGGCAUGUGAGUGGCUGGGACAUUGUGGGGGCACUCUGCGCCUGGGACGGGGCCAUCCUGAUUGCGUGUGUGGACUGGGGAAUGAGAGGCUGGAGAGCAGCUGCAGGAAGGGACCUGAGGGUCCUGGUCCAUGGUCAGUUGGAUCUCAGUCAGCCAGGAGGGAAAUCCCUGUCCUGGGGGCAUCAGGCCAGGGAGGGCAUUGUCCUUCUCUGCUCUGGGGUGGGGCAGCCUCACCUUGAGUCCUGGGGGCAGUUUUGGACACCACAGUAUAAAAAAGGCAUGAAGCUGUUAGAGAGUGAACAAGGAAGGGCCACAAGGAUGGAGAAGGAUCUGAAGGGGUCUUAGGAGGAGUGGCUGAGGUCACUUGGUUUGUUCAGCUGGAGAAGAAGAGCGGAGAGGUCUCUUUGUCAUCUUCAGCUCCUCCCAAGGGGGAGUGGUGGGACAGGUACCCGUCUCUUCAUUCUUGUGACCAGUGACAGGACUGAGGGGAAUGGCUGGAGCUGAGUCAGGGGAGGGUUAGGUUGGAUAUCAGGAAAAGGUUUUUCCCUCAGGGGGUGGUCGGGCUCUGACCAGGCUCCCCAGGGAAUGGUCAUGGCCCCAAGGCUGCCAGAGCUCAAGGGGCAUUUGAAUAACUCUCCCAAACACAGGGUGGGUUGUUGGGGUGUCCUGUGCAGGGCCAGGAGCUGGACUGGAUGAUCCUGAUGGGCCCCUUCCAACUCAGCCUGUUCUGUGAUUCUAAAGCCCAGGCUCUGAGAGUGGCUGCCUUGGACAGGGCAAGAGCCCCUUGGGGCUCAUCCUGUGGGGGCUGGGGAAGAGACUGGUUGAAUUCAUGUGGAGCCAGUUCAGAAUUCAUCUGGUGACCCCCACCAGUGACCUGUCCAAGGGGUUUAUGUUGGUGAGUCUGGUGGUGACAGCUUUGCCCAGGAAGAGAGUGUACAAGAGCCUGUUCCCAGCACGCCAUCCCUCCGUGUGUCUGGGCUGUGGGUUUGGAAAAGGGAGGUUGGCAGCUCCUCGGGAAAGGAUCUGCUGCCUGUCCUGCCAAGCUGACAGGAGUUUCCCUCUGAUCCAGGCUGCUUUCCCAUGGUGCCUGGCAGGGCCAGCGCAGGGGAUCCAUCCCUCCUCCUGAGCAGGCAGAGCGGCUCCAUUUGCUUCUCCCAGCCCCGGGGUGUAGGAGCACAGGGAGGGUGCAGCAGGGGCAUAUCUGCCAUCUCCACAGCCUGCCUCAUGGCCCCGUCUCACUUUGGGAGGUUAAAUCACCCUUUAAGUUGGAUGUUUUUAAUGGAAAAGUCUC